Messenger RNA from Pelobates cultripes (western spadefoot toad), 351 nucleotides. The record is from the annotation of a GenBank genome assembly. NCBI's taxonomy places the organism in Eukaryota, Metazoa, Chordata, Amphibia, Anura, Pelobatidae.
AGAGGGUGGAUACUAUCGGUGAAUUGGGAGGAGAUGUGCAAUCAAAAGCACACAAUCUCACCUCACUUAGAAAGAAAUCCACCUUCUUUCCGAAAGGGUGUAAGACCAAAUCAAUGGAUGCUUUUGAAGAACUAGUAAUGCGAGAAGUAGAACGUAUCAAAAGAAUAGACAAGAAUAGAAUGAAUUUAAAUAAGGAAGAACAACAAGCUUUGGCUGACCUGAGAGAGAAUAAAGAGGUUGUUAUUAAACCGGCCGACAAGGGGGGUGGCAUCGUCCUUAUGGAUAGAGAAUAUUAUAUAGAGGAGUCAUUGAGACAACUAAACGAUGGCAUUACAUACAAGAAAUUGAAAG